AUCUCGUGACCGACACGCCCAUGGCAGACGACACUUUGCUGCGACGCUCAAGAUGAAGUUCGGCAAGACAUACAUGGAGACGCUGGCCAGCCCGUCAUUCCCCAAGGAGUGGCGGGAGGGCGCAAUCGAGUACAAGCAUCUCAAGAAACUUAUCAAUGGUGUCGUUGCCGAGCUCGAGUCGCUGGGCCUCGGUGCCGAUGUGCUCAAGGACCUCAUGGAACCGCCUGAGACCGAGGCGCCCGAUGGAGAGGUGAGAGCAGAGAGGCCGAAGUCGACCUCUCCGCCCGGAACACCGCCGGGGCAACACGACGACAGCGACACUCCUAGCGAGCAGGAAGAGAGCGCGGCAUGCGAGGAGUGCGAGAACAGCCUCAAGGAGCACAAGGCAUCGACCGACUCGCCUGCGGCCGAGUGGAUCGCCUCGAUUGCCCAUGCGCAGCAUCACGACAGUGGCGCGAGGGGCAGACGCAGACCAAGCGGGCAGCGCAGACGGUCGUCCGCCUCGGGCGCAUCCAGAGGCCGCUCGAGUCCCUCGUCGGGCAGCAACGCCUCUCACGACCGAGGGCAAGAGCUGGAAGUCGCCGAGGAAGAAGGGGUCGAGGUGCUCCGGCCAAAGGCUGGCGCCGCUCUCGCAGCGGGCUCACCAAGUGCAAGGGGUACCUCGACACACCGUGGCAUUGGCAAAAAGGACCUCGAGGAGAUGAGGAGACAGCACAGCGAGACUGCACGACAUUCGGCAUCGACGUCGACGUCGACGAGCGACGAGGAUCGAGUGCAUGACUGGGGCGGACAUGCUUGGCGCGAGAGACCCGGGCUUGCGGCCCCCAAGAAUGGUGCAGCUCGGCCUCGCGUCGGUGGAGGCUGGGUCAAGGGCAAAGACGGGCGCAGGGCGAGGGCAGAGUACGAGCUCGGCGGGGCAGAGGAGCACCCCGUGCCCCGCAUCCGGCUCUUUGUGGAAUCGCCAGUGUGCUCGGACGAUGAGGAUGGCAUCGAUGAGGUCGAUGAGGAAGACGAGGAGGAGGGGAACAGUCGAGCACAGGGUGAACAUGACGACUUUUCCGCUUCAGCUCACAUCACUGAACUGCCAGAGAGUCCACGGUCCUUUACGACCAUCAAGCAACCUGUCCCCCCUCCUGCUCCCCUUGUCGGAGUACCGCUGUCGCCAGGUGUUGCGCCGCGCAGGGACUUGCCCGACCUUGACGAUGACGAGGACUACGACGACGAAGACGCUGACUUGGAGCACAGCAAGAGGAAGAUGCGUUCGCGCGAGAUUGUCAUCCCUCUCACCGCCGACACCGAAUUCCUCGACACACUCACGGGCGCCUUGGCCAAUCUGUCGACGCUGCAGAGCACGCAACGGGAUGAUUUCGUGACCAGCACAGAGAACCUGUGCAGCUCCGUGGCCCGUGUCUCGAGCCCGUAUGCGUCAAAGAACGAUAUGUACGUGUGGCGAGAGAUCUUCAGCCUCUGGGUGGAGAUGCAGAUCUUUGAGUCGGAGAGGGAAAAGGACAGAGGCGAGCUGAGCGUCGACGAGAGCGAAGCCAGGCUCAAGCGGUUCGCAGAGGAGCUCUCCAAACGAGGCUGGACCGCCGAAUCGGCGCCUGCCUCGGAAGAGAAAGAGACAAAGAGCGGGGGACAUCACUUGAAGCUGUCGAAGCGCAAGGCGAAUGUCGCAGCCACAACGGCAGGACCAAACCUGCCCAUGAAGGACCCGCGUUCGAUCAAGGCCCUCGAGGACUUCUUGCGUCUCAAUCUCGUGCUCCUCGAUGUCAAGAAGUUCCAGCGGGUCAAUGUCGAAGCCGCGCGCAAGAUCCUCAAGAAGCACGAUAAGCGAACAGCGCUGACGGCCAGCAGCGAUCUGGGCCAGUUCAUGGCUAGGCAGGAGCAGGCUCGCGCGCUGGCCGGUUUCCCAGCCAUUCCUAGCGCUGCACGCGGUCACGAUGUCUCUCACGCCCUCGUGUCGGCAACGCAUCGUUCGCUGGCAGCGCUGCUGCCCACGUCGACGACUGCCCUUCUCUCACAGUCGCUCCCACACAUCCUCCUCUCGCUCCUCACCACGACGCUGCUGCCAAUCCUGCCCAGCAUCGACGACUACUCGUGUGCCAUCUGCACCGGCGUCGCCUGGCGGCCCAUCCGACUCGACUGCACGCACCUCUUUUGCAUUCGCUGUCUGGUCAAAUUGCAAAAGAAGAACAAGGUGGACUGCCCUCUAUGCCGUGCCAAGGGCGUCGUAGGCUCCGCAGACGGCCGCAAUUUGGACCAGGCCACGAUCAACUUUCUCAAGGCUUGGUUUCCCAAAGAGGUGGCCGAAAAGGAAGGCGAGAACGAGAGCGAGAGGCGAAAAGAAGAGAUGCAGGAGCUGGGCCUGUCUCUCGAGAACGAGAGGUGCAUCGUAGUCUGAUGGGUUCCUCUUUCGUCCUCGCCUCUUUGUCCCCUAAAUGUUCGCAAUUUUCUUUACCUCUAACUUGAUUUGUCAAAUACCCUUUUAUAUGAUGUUGAUCGCAGAUCGCAAGCAAUGGGACAUCGAAGUCACGCUCGCCAUCUGUGUCAGGACAUGAACCAUGC
Messenger RNA from Acaromyces ingoldii, 2565 nucleotides. RefSeq lists its product as hypothetical. NCBI's taxonomy places the organism in Eukaryota, Fungi, Basidiomycota, Exobasidiomycetes, Exobasidiales, Cryptobasidiaceae. The record is from RefSeq and is a predicted model, not a curated record. The transcript has 2 exons. Gene Ontology annotation, molecular function: metal ion binding. Bases 53 to 2401 code for a protein of 782 amino acids.